Messenger RNA from Humulus lupulus (European hop), 1892 nucleotides. RefSeq lists its product as uncharacterized. The coding region runs from base 27 to 1445 and encodes 472 amino acids. Gene Ontology annotation, molecular function: protein binding. The record is from RefSeq and is a predicted model, not a curated record. Lineage: Eukaryota; Viridiplantae; Streptophyta; Magnoliopsida; Rosales; Cannabaceae. The transcript is spliced from 14 exons.
UACAAAUAAAACAAAAAUCGAUUAAAAUGACCAAAGCUUCCCCCAAAAAUAAGUCGAUAGAAGAAAGCAAGCUCAAAGUCCCCCCUGAAAAAACAGCAGCGAAGGAGGCAGUUCUCGUAUUUUGGCGGUUACAGUUGCGACCUUUCCUCUAUACUAUGGUUGAAGAAGAUUGUGAACCAGAGCAACCCAGUUCGCCCAAUGUUACGGAUGACCCGACCAACCAAGAGGAACCUUACCAGUGGCCCGUCAUUCGCUUCGAUGUCCCUCCGCACAGAACCCAUCACUUCUUCCACCAGUUCAGAACUGGUCCAGACCCUAAUAACUUCCUCAAGAGCGUCAAAUGGUCCCCAGACGGUUCGUGUUUUCUAACUAACUCUGAGGACAAUACUUUCCGAAUCUUUAUGUUACCAGAAAAUGGGAAUGAUUAUCUUGAUGCCUCUUCUGUAACUGAUGACGGGGAUUCGUAUGCUGCAAACCUUGUUCUGAAUGAAGGAGAGUCUGUGUAUGACUUUUGUUGGUACCCCUACAUGUCUGUUUCAGACCCAGUUACCAAUGUUUUUGCCAGUACGAGUCGCGAUCAUCCUAUUCAUCUUUGGGAUGCUUCUUCCGGAGAGCUCCGUUGUACGUAUCGCGCUUAUGAUGCUAUGGAUGAAAUAACAGCUGCUUUUUCUAUUGCUUUCAAUCCCCUUGGAACAAAGAUAUUUGCUGGAUACAAUAAAUCUGUUAGGGUGUUUGAUUUACAUCGCCCUGGUAGAGAAUUUAAACAGUUUUCAACACUUCAAGGGAACAAAGAGGGCCAAACAGGCAUAUUAUCUGCAAUGGCCUUCUGUCCAACUCAUACUGGAAUGUUAGCUAUCGGUUCUUACAGCCAGACCACUGGAAUAUAUAGAGAAGAUAAUAUGGAACUCUUAUAUGUAUUGCACGGCCAAGAAGGUGGGGUUACACAUGUUCAAUUUUCUAAAGAUGGAAAUUAUCUAUAUACUGGAGGACGUAAGGAUCCUUAUAUCAUGUGCUGGGAUAUGCGCAAAACUGUUGAUGUUGUGUACAAGCUAUAUAGAUCAUCAGAAUACACCAACCAGCGGAUAUCAUUUGAUAUUGAACCACAAGGCCAGCAUCUUGGUACAGGUGGUCAGGAUGGUUCUGUUCAUAUAUAUGAUCUUAAAACUGGGCAAUGGGUAUCAAGCUUCCAAGCUGCAUUAGAUACUGUCAAUGGCUUCUCCUUUCAUCCAUUUUUGCCGAUGGCUGCCUCUUCAUCAGGGCACCGUAGGUUUGUUGUUCCUGGUGAUGGCGAGGAUGGUGAUGGCGAGGAGGAUUUGCAUUUGGGUGGCGAAGAAAAUUGUGCUUCUGUAUGGAGUUUUUCUUUCGAGUCACCAGUGGGGGGUGAUGUUAACAUAGAUGACUUAAAGAGUGGGUCGGAACAUGAGAAUCUUCAUCAAAAUUCCUGAGUAAACAAACGUGUAUGUUGCUCUUCUCCUGAUUUGGCGAAAAUUGAGAAAAGAGCUGAUUUUGUCAUAUUGUUGUAUAGUGGUUCGACUGCUAAAACAAAAAAAAAAAAAAAUCAUUAGCUUAUUAAGAGUUCUUUUUUUUAAAAAAAAAAAGAGAAAAAAUCUAUGUUUUGUCAGUUCAACUGCUAUUAUUAAUCGGGCAUUGCUAUAGGACAUUCAUGUGGUCCAAUAAUACUUUACAUUGAUUGGUGCAAUUUAGUAUCGAGUUUUACUUAUUAUAUUUUAAAUUAAAAUAUAUAAAAUCUGAUACUAAAUUGCACUAAUAAUAAUAUAUUAUUAUGUCAUGUGGUGUUGGACAUUAUCAAUGCCCCUUCCCAAAAGUUUAUGCUUGUGCACUCAUAUUUGUUGUGCUUAUUAUAUUAUGAUGUUAUUGUUUUAGCUUAUUUA